UUUUCAGUUAGUGUUGUUAGUAAAGUUAGUAUAGUUAGUUGCUAGUAUAGUUGUUAGCAUUGUUUGCAUGUAGUUUAGUUAGCUUUGUGAGUAUUUUUUGUUAUUAUAUUAAUAAACAUAGCAUCCUAUCACAGGUAGCACAGGUAAUACUGGUGAAUGCAGUAAUCAUAGUUGGGAGCAGCUGACAUUUAGUGCAGCGGUGGUUGGCACAGCCAGGCUGCUGGGCAUCAUAGUGAGUGCAGUCAGGCACCGGGUCACUAUGUUCUGCAAUUUUGGUUCUAAGGACAUUGUAAUCCGAAACUACCAGAUCCUCAGGACCCUCGGGGAGGGCACGUACGGCAAGGUGAAGCUUGCCCGGCACAGCCUCACGGGGACCGAGGUGGCCUUGAAGGUCAUCCGCAAGUCCUGGUGGGUGAGCAAAGAGUCCCUGACCAGGGAGGUGUGCAACAUGAAGGCUCUGAGCCACCCACACAUAGUACAGCUCUUCCAGGUGCUGGAUACGAAGGGCCAGCUCAUCCUGGUGAUGGAAUACAUGGAAGGCGGGGACCUGCACGACUACCUGCAGCACCACGGGCGCCUGGCGGAAAGCGAGGCCCGAGGCAUGUUCGAGCAGCUUCUCUCUGCCUUAAGCUACUGCCACCGCAAAGGAGUGGUGCACCGGGACCUGAAGGCCGAGAACAUCUUAAUGGACCGGCAGGAGAACGUGAAGCUGGGGGACUUCGGCCUGAGCGUGCAGUGCAAGGGCCAGGAGCUGAGCACGUGCUGCGGCAGCCCCGAGUACGCGGCCCCCGAGAUCUACCGCCUGCACCGACACUACGGCCCCGCCGCAGACAUCUGGAGCCUGGGCGUCGUCCUCUACUUCAUGGUGACUGGGGCGCUGCCCUUCGUGGGGGACAACUUUUGGAAGCUCAGGCAGCGCGUCACCAGCGGCUGCUUCCACGUGCCCGCCUACCUGUCGGGGCAGUGUGAGGACCUGUUGAGGAAAAUGUUGGUGCUGGACCCCCAGGCCCGGAGCAGCAUUGAAGACCUCGUCACACACCCCUGGGUUAAAAUGAGAAGGGAGCUCCUGGCUUUCAGGGAGCUGUCCUACCACCACCACGACCCGGCCAUGACAGAAGCCAUGGUCACCAUGGGGUUUGAGAAGGACGAAAUCCACAGCUCUGUAGCGGAAAGGAAGUUUGACUACAUCAUGGCCACUUACCUCAUACUCCACUGGAAACAGCAGGAGGGGCAGGGCAACGCCGUCUUGGAGAAGCCCUCCCCUGUGGCUGUGCUGGACAAGGACAGCCUUUCCCAGGAUUGCCACCUGCAGCCCAAUGUUUCAAGGAAGAAAACCCUUGAAAUCAAGGGUCCUAUAGUUUCUGGUUUGCUUCAGCCCCAGGAGUCAGGCCAGAAGGAAGGAAAUCAAAUUUUGGCAUUGGCCAGCCUCAUAGCCAACCAAGAACAAAGGAAUACGACCUCCAGUCCAGCCCCUCAAUCCCCCAGCACAACCCGAAGACCUCCCCCAGGACGGGGUUGGCACCUCCGCUUCCACAGCAAUGCAAUAGCACCACAGGAAAAUUCUUUCCAUGCUCCAGAACCUGAUAAGACUCCAGCCUCUCCCUGUGGUCACGGCCAAGGCAGGAGGGCCACAGCUAGGCAGAUACUGAACUUUGUCUUAAGAAUCUGUUGCUUCUGUGCACCGCUCUGUAAACAGCAUGGCAGUAACCAGUCACUCAACUAAGUACUGAGACUAUCCAUAAGCCUUCCUCCAACGGGCAGCCGCCCAGUGACCGUGGUGCACAGGAGAGGGGUGAGGUUCUGGAGAUGGGUCAGGGGCUAUGUACUGACAGGGGGGCCAGGCAGCAGCAUGAGGCACACAGACCUGGGGCUCAGAUGUCCAGGGAGCACAGAAGUCCAGGGAGCACAGGAUGCACAAAGUGUCCGUGUUUUCUGCACCAGCCACAAGGAGGGAAUAGCUUCUCCAAACUGUCCCAAGCAUCCAUUCCAAAUACCUGUGGCACAGAGCGGAAACAGGCCCUCCUUGAGGUCAGGAAGCUGGUGGCUCCCCAGGAUUCCUUGAGGUGUCAGAGGUCUUGGGGUCCAGAGGAGGAAGAUUGACGCAAUGCUCCUCAGGGUCCUCAAAAUCAUUGAUUCUUCUACACAGACUGCCAAGAACUGAAUGUUCUUUCGAAAUGUCUUCCUUCCAAGUCAUCCAGAAAAGGCUAUGAAAGGCAGAAGAGGAUUGGACCAAGCCAAUCAACAGCAUCCAGCUGGGAAAUGAGCGAACAUUUCCAGGGUCACAAAGGAUGGCUGGAACUGGGAGGUUGCCACUGAGUUUGCUGAUGGACAUAGAUAGGCUUCCACUUAACCCAGAACUGGACUUCUAGAUGACAUGCUUGGUGCCUGUGGGAAACUCUGGGAGGCUUGGAGACAUCUAAAUGCUUUUUUUCUGAAGAAGACAGUUUGAAAUGGAGCUUUUUGUUAAAGUCUCUAUCCCAUUAAACAUUAAAUCAGUUGUUGAACCAGAAUGCAUUUACUUGUAUGUAUGAAUGCAUCCGUACUUCUAACACAUGGGUAAUCAAAUACUUAAAUUUGCUUUAAAA
Talpa occidentalis (Iberian mole) is the source of this 2585-nucleotide messenger RNA. RefSeq names its product serine/threonine-protein kinase MARK2-like. The transcript is spliced from 5 exons. Gene Ontology annotation, molecular function: protein serine/threonine kinase activity; ATP binding. The record is from RefSeq and is a predicted model, not a curated record. Gene Ontology annotation, cellular component: cytoplasm. Gene Ontology annotation, biological process: intracellular signal transduction; protein phosphorylation. Bases 260 to 1723 code for a protein of 487 amino acids. Lineage: Eukaryota; Metazoa; Chordata; Mammalia; Eulipotyphla; Talpidae.